Diachasmimorpha longicaudata is the source of this 2781-nucleotide messenger RNA. Its product is annotated as juvenile hormone esterase-like. The coding region runs from base 1000 to 2475 and encodes 491 amino acids. The transcript is spliced from 8 exons. The record is from RefSeq and is a predicted model, not a curated record. Lineage: Eukaryota; Metazoa; Arthropoda; Insecta; Hymenoptera; Braconidae. Gene Ontology annotation, molecular function: serine hydrolase activity.
CGCAAUAGGUAGAUGCACCAUUCAGAUGUCCUUCUCGCUGAUCACAUAUGUGACAAACUCCAUCGUUCCGGUGCAACAUCCCCUUUAAUCCCUAAUUACGAUGCCAGGGAGAAUGGAUCGGAGUAUCACGUUGAAUCGAGAAACACUGUAUAGCACGUGUGGACCAAUGAACUCAUACAGUAACAAAUGCUACUGAUUCGAGCGACUAGUCGAUCGCACGCAGCCCCAUUGUACGUUAAGUCGCUAAUUGCUCACCGCAUGCUACAUGACUCGAGAGUCCCAGGCAGAUGUUCGAUUAUAAUCAAUGUUCAUUUUGGUAAUACCACGAGAGACAUCAUUAGACGUUAUGAAACAAGGGUGGGAUACCUGGAGGGUAAAGGAUAGUCCUCGAGAAAUGGGGUAGAAAUUUUUUUCCAUUGGGAAACGAGGGACCAAAUGAUAAUCGACGACUUUUUGGGUCCAGUUUUGCAGGAAUAAUUAAUUUUUGGGAUAAAAAUACCCUUCGUCUCUUGUUCCAUCCCCCUCCCCCCCGCCUGGAGGUCUUGUUUUUACCUAAAAUUUAUUUUUAUGGGGGAGAACGUCGAUGGAGACCACUGAGGUGUCUUCUGAAGGCCGAUUUUCCACUGUUGCUAAUUUAAAAAGGUAAGAUGGUACUUAAUAUUAAUAUUCCUCGAGUAAUGUGUGAACUGCAGUCAUGUAGCUCCAUAAUCAGUGAGGCUAAUUAGACUGAACGGAAUUUCUGUCAAUAAUUUAUCCACAAAAUUCACUGAUAUCUGGAAUGUAUGUACAUAGAAAAUUCACGAUUAACGUAAGUUCGCAUAAUCUGUAUGGAGCGUAAAAUACGUAAUGCUAAUAAAAAUGCAGAGGGCAAUGCGUCAUGUGAGAUAAAAACAGUUGUGCUGGCUCAACGCCUCUCUUUCACCACUCGCUGCUCGUUAUUUCUCGUAUUAGAGUUAUUUCCCGAUAAAGAACAGUACAAUUAGGGUUUUUAAUUCCAUUAUGGUAAUUCCGUUGAUUGAGACUGACUUGGGAAUAUUGAGAGGAGCUUUUCAAGAUAAUAUCACCGGUGGAAAUUAUGUGGCAUUCAAAGGUGUUCCCUAUGCGACCCCACCACUCGGUGAUUUACGAUUUCGAGAUCCUGUGCCCGUUGAACCAUGGACUGGAGUAAGAGAUGCCAGGGAAUUCGGUAACGUUUGUUAUCAAUAUGACUCAGAAACGGAGAGAUACGUUGGCAGUGAAGACUGCCUCUACCUCAAUGUGUACAUGCCAAAUUUGGAAUUAUCAAACUUGAAGGCAGUGAUGGUUUGGAUACACGGUGGGGCCUUCCAAAAAGGAUCUGGAAAUGAUGAUGUCUUUGGUGUUGACUACCUCAUCAAAUCCGACGUUAUCAUUAUCACUUUGAAUUAUCGAAUGGGCUGUCUCGGUUUUUUAAAUUUGCGGCACAAAGCUGCACCCGGAAAUCAGGGAAUGAAAGAUCAAGUGAUGGCGCUGAGAUGGGUAAAACAAAAUAUCAAAAAAUUUGGUGGCGAUCCGAAUAAUGUAACAAUAGUUGGUCAAAGUGCUGGAGCUGUUUCUGUACAUUAUUUGCUUGUGUCGUCCAUGGCACGUGGAAUAAGUGCAACAAAACCUGAGGCUGUGGUGGAGCACUUGAGAAAAGUGAACAUUGAAAAAUUAAUCGAAGCACAGGAGAAAGUUAUCACCCCAGAUGAAGACUUGCUGCUGAUGUUACCUUUUACUCCGGGACAUGAUGAGACGUCUGAUGAUCCAUUUUUUCCUCAGACCGAGCAAGACGCUAUCAAAAUGCAAAUUUCGGUUCCUUGCAUCAUCGGUUAUAUUACCGACGAGUUAACAGCACGAGAAGAUACGUGCAAAGCAGCUGCCAAAAAUCCAAAACCAGUGUUACCAGCAAUGGUCAUGCAUUACUACGAUGACAGGAAUAUUUCAGUGGAUAAAGUGAUCGAUCAUUAUAUGGAUGAGGACCACAGACUUGAUGACCAAAGACUUUUUUCACAGUUGGCCCAUCUCAUUACUUCCGUAAUCUUUCUCUCUUCCAUACACACCGUUUUCGAGGCUCAAGUGAAAAAUUCGGAUGUGCCAAUUUUCUACUACAAAUUCUCAUUCGAUAGCAAGAAAACACUGAUGAAAGUGAAGAAUAUUCAUCAUGGUUGCGGUCAUGGUGAUGACCUGAGCUUUCUUUUUGCUCACAAAGCGUUGGACCAAUUGGGACGGAAGCCACUUUGUUCUGAUGACGUUCACAAUCGUAUCAUUCAGAGAUUUGUCAAGAUGUGGACAAACUUCGCUAGAACGGGGAAUCCAACGCCGAAGAGAACACAACUGAUACCAGUUAUCUGGGAGCCCAUUGAUACGAGACAAUUCUAUGAGUACAAAUAUUUGCACAUCACCGAUAAUCUUACGAUGGAGUCGGAGCAGAAUCAUUUUCAAAAUUUGCUCCCGAAAUGUUCGAAGUCCAACUGAUUCUGUGCCUGAUAUUGUACCAAUGGUUUGUAGAGAAAAUUUGGAUUGAUUGUCAAAUAAAAAUUUUAUGACGAAGGAGGGGUACUUACUGCCAUAAAAAAAUUCAUCUGUCCAAAAAUGUCCAGAAGGCUCAUCACAAGAUCUUCCCGAACACUAAAAAAUUGGUUGACAGAUCUUCAGACGACAAUUUUACUUUAGAUUUUGGCUGAGCGUUUGUUAAAAAUGAUUUUGAAUUUUAGAUGAGUUCGUUUAAUUUUUUCGGAGAGUGUAAUACAAUGAAAUAAAAAGGAAACUGAAAAAACUCAA